Molecule: messenger RNA, 9609 nt
Organism: Porites evermanni
Lineage: Eukaryota; Metazoa; Cnidaria; Anthozoa; Scleractinia; Poritidae
Source: the annotation of a GenBank genome assembly
AUGGAAAACGGAAAGAUUGCUGACAACCAAAUAACUGCUUCCUCAGAAAAGCUUAACUAUAAAGCCGUUCAAGCAAGAUUACGUUAUAAAAAUCGAGGAAGACCUUUCGGCUGGCAACCUAAAAACAGUAGGCGCACUGAAUGGUUGCAAGUUGAUCUUCUUGACAAUUACAUAGUAACGGGAGUAGCAACUCAAGGUUGCUUGCCAGUCAAUCCCAAUUCAAAACUUGUUUUCACGGUAACCAAAUACCAACUAGAAUACAGCAAUGAUGGUAAAGUGUUUUCUACCAAUCAUAAGGUAAGUUUAUUUCGUUUUUCUUGACAAUAUCCCAAAGCUGUUAUAUUUUUCUUUAGAGUUCAAAGCUGAAAUACUUUUGUCUAAGCGUCAAUUAUGUGAAAGUACCUUUUUGGAAGACAAGAAAGCGUGUUUUGAUGAUCAAGUCACUGGUUUUCCAGGGGGAAUUUAGAAUAGCAAGAGAAAAGUAGAAGUUAUAUUCCGUGUUUAUUAAAGGAUGGCUGUUAUCACCAAUGACUAUAGAGCAACAGAUGAAUACAUCGUUUGCAGUGAAAUACUAUGUAUAUUAAAAGUCAAAUAACUCAGGAAACGGAUUCGUUGUUAACGUCAAGAUUUCAUGAGUGGAGAUAUCUGAGCAAACCUAAGACCCAAAAGCAACCAACAACCUAAGACCUAUGACUCGGCGGACCUGAAUUAAGUCUCAUAAAAUCAUUUAAAUGACUUAAUAUUUUAAAAAUUUAUUAUCGUAAAGUACUUAAUUUAUUUAAGUUUUUAUUCACGUGUUUAAUUAGAUUAAAUUCUCGCCUGAGGGAUUAAGAACCGACAGAAAUAAACAUCUUUCUUUCACACUCAGUGAUCUUAGUGUUUUAAGCAAUCUGUUUGGUUCGCUCUUUCUGACUAUUCAGAAAUUAUCUCCUAACGAGUGGCUAAGGUGUAAGCUGACUAAGGUCGGUGAUUUGCAGAUUUUUAAGCGUAAGAACCCUUCUGAAAAAUUGGACAAAAUCAUAGGGCUGAUGUUUUUGGAGGUAGGAGAAGACUCUAAAGUAUUUAAAAGGAUCUACUUUAGCAGAAUUUUUCUCCCGAUGGAAUGUUUACAUUUACAAUUUACCGAGAGAGAAUGAGCUAGGAGAGCGAAUCCCUGUGCCCCAUAAUAUAAUAUUUUUUUUAAAAUCUAUUUAAAGUUCGCGCGCGUGCUGCGAAGGUCAUUUUUGUCUGUUGUUUCCGUGACCCGCGUGGUCUACUUUCAAGUGAACGUGACCAUGUUUCGCCGCCAAACAUUUGAAGUUUGGCAGCCAUUAUAGUAAUUAGCGCCAGGAGCCGUUACUCCUGUUGUUUACAUGUUUUUGAUCAGCGCGUUCCUCUCUUAAUCAGGAAUGAAUUUCAUUUACAAAGGGAUUGCAGUAUUGGAGUUAACAUUUCACUUUGAGAUUAAAGACUGAGGUUUUCUAACGAAUGGUAGCGUCAUUUAAAGUAACGAAUAUUGAAUUCUGACACAGUGUGAAAGCCAAAGGCAAAGGUUAUCACGCGCGUAUAAGUGGCUGGCUUCAAUUGUUUAUGCAAUGUGCAAGAUAUUUUUUCUCUUUUUCCAGGAAUAUUUUUCGUUCAGAAACAGUGCAUUUGCUUUUAAGAAUUAUUCUGGAGAGAGUUUCAAACUGCAUUACUUCUCCUUAACGUCCAAUACUUGCGAUGAAUAAUUCGCUGUGCGAACACAACCCAGGUUAGAUGCUUUAAGGUGUUAAACAGUCGCUAACCUGGGUGCCUUCAGAGACUUUUCAUCCGCGGUUUCCGGUUUCGGUCAACUCUUUAUAGUGAGCGUUGUGCUCACAUUUGUUCAGCGCAUUCUCAAAGUUCAAAUGUUUGGCGGCCAAACAUUCAUGUUUGAACCCACUUUGAACCUAUUUUCUCGUCACGUGUCCACGGUUGGAUCAAAGCUGUGCAACCAUGGAGUUAUGGAUGCACUUGGGAGGUUUGCUAGGCACUCAAGAAGCUAGAGUCACACUCGGCUAUCGCCUCGUGCGACUUUUACGCUUCUUUCGUGCUUAGCAACCUCCCACGUGCAUCCAUAACUCCAUGGUUGCAAAGCUGCAACGUUUACCAUUUCUUUUAUAACAUAAUCAAUCGUUGCCUCAGCCCGCUCGCCACCCCGCCUCCGGCUUCGCCGAACACUCUCUCGUUCGCUUGCCACUCGAGGUUGCUCCCAGUUAUAAUAACUCUUAUAACAUUUCUUGGUGGUUGUGCGCGUUCGCUAUGGGUGAGGGCUAACUUGCUCAUAUUUACCAACAAAGCUUCAAUCGAUGUUGAUAUUGUUUAAUAAAAGUGAAAGCCUAGAAUGUGCCAAAGUUGUUGUUUUGAAGUUGGGUACCAUCCUUUUCUAUAUCCGAAUCCAUUUUAAACCUCUAAAAUUAUGAAAGAAGAUCUGAAUAGGCACAUUCCACUAAAGAUAAACGAAUUCGCUUCGUUGACACUUGCCGGAAGGUACCCCUAGUUAUAAGUUUUGGCUUCGUGGAGGUCAACGGUUAAAGUUGCAUCAUGACUUGGAUGGUUGCCCACUUCAGUCAAUGGCCUUCGGAAUGACGCGAUGGUAAAUUCGUUCCAUGUUGCAUGUACACGAUGCAAGCAAUAAAAUCAAAGCCUUUCCUUGAUACUUUCAGAAGAUCACAAAUGAUCGAUCUUUGACUUUUUUUUGCUAUGAAGCAAGCGAACCAACGCUUGUAGCCGAUGUGGCCGUCGUUAAAUUAUUAAAAACGGAAGUCAAGAUAUCAAAGGGGCAAACCAAGUAAUUUUCACCGCUUGCUCCUUUCAAACCAUGCAUUUUAUAAUUUCAAUUAUUUUCCGGCAAUUGAACUAAGCGAUUACUAUUGUCCCUUUUCUUCCAUUUCUGGCACGAAACCCACUAGUGCACGAUGUUAUAGCUAACUUUCAAAUGGCAAACCACAUUAGAUCGGGGUGGCGCAAUCAACUAAUCCGUCAACUUAGCGUCUGAUCUGACGGGUCGCAGGUGAGUCGGUUCAAACCCCGAAUAAAUAUUCUUCGAAUAAAUUAUGGUAUUUAUUGUAGCCGAAAGAACUCGAAGUACUCUCGAGAUAUCUGGAAGUAAUUCCGGUCCCACUUCGUGAAAUAGCCGAAACAAGCCGAAAAGUUACGAACUUGCGUACCCAAUCUCGUCCCAAAACUGGUGCAUGAUUUUAUAGCUAUUUUUCACAUUACAAACUAUCUUGGGUUGCAGUGGCGCAAUCGGCUAAUCCCUCAAGUUAGAGUCUCAUCUGAUCUGACGGGUCGCAGGUGUAUUGGUUCGAGACCCGGGCGAGUCAAAAAUAAGUAUUAUUUCUUCCCUGAGAGCUCGAAGUGAUCUCGAGAUAACUCAAACAAAUUCCACUCUCACUUCGUCAAAAUAACCGAAUUAAACUAAAAACUCACGGACAUUACUUGGCGCUCCGCCCAAGUAAUAAGAGCCAUUAUCUGAGAAAAUCGAGAAUCGCACGACACUCGUCAAAAAAUCGAAUUUUUUUUUAUUUUGCCAAAACAUCCCUUUUAGUGACCUUAUUUAAGGAAAAAUAGUUUUGGGUUCAAACGAUUCAUUUUAAAGGAGAAAUUAGGAAAAGUUUGAAAAAUCGAUUUUAUGCUCGUUUUUCGCACAAAACACGGCAGGAUGCAAUGGCAACUUCGAGAGAAGGGUGAACGCGUAAGAAACAUUCCCUGACAUUGAAACUUCACCGAAUUAUUAUUUUGUUCUUACUCUUGAAAAUCCUAAAAGAAAAUUUGAUAAACAAUGCUUUACAUUUUUAUAAUCGACAAGUGUAAAGAGGUCAUAUUUGUGACGUUAGACGUGCUAGAAAAUGAAGGCCAACUUUGACUAUUAAAAAAGGCCUCUGGUAUAUGCCGCUUGAUCAUAAAAUCAAUAUAAAAUGGAACCUUGGCUUUUGUACUAACUUACUGGAAAGUUUUAGCUCUGGAAAUCAAAUAUCAUCCUGACACCAAAGCAAGCGGUGAGAGCAAUUGAAUUGGGAAAUUUAUGCAAAUUAGACGGCUUGCGGACGGUUGUCAAACUAAAAGAAAGGUUUUACAUGAAAGGAUUACUCACCAUUGCUUGUAACACGUUUUUACGGCAAGGAAAGUUAUUUCCAACUUCUUUUGCGUCGUUUUGAGUCACAAAAUAUAUAAUUUUUAGCCAAAAGACAAACGUACGUUUGCUCAGCAACUGCGUCCGAAUCCGGCCGUGAAUCGAAAUAAAGUCACAACACGUCGAAGCAAGAGUUACAAGAGUUUUUACUUCAGUCAGGAGGCAAAAGGAAUAAAAAUUCAUCGCAAACUAAUGACUUCGAUUUUGAAAACCUUUCAUCACUUCAAUCGUUCGUCGGCUGAUAAUAAACAUCGCAUAAGAUCGUAUGACCUUUGGUGUGACCGGAAAUUGGUCACACGCUUUAGUCACGUCAUCAUGCUGUCACGAAAUUUUCGUAGCUGUUGUCAGCAAUUUUAAUACAGUUUUCACAUUUUUUGACAAGAAAUCCUCUCAUCGCAGUAGAAACAGCCAUGCAUAUUUAUUUUUCUUUUAUUUACCUACUAGGCUUUGAAACAGCUUUUUUGCCUUCGAAGUACUAAACAGGAGGGGUACCUCGGAUUCCAAGUGUCGUGAGUGAUCCGUGGAAGCGAAAAUUAAGACCAAAAAAGAACGAAUAUUUUGAAUACUUAAGUAAAGCCACAGCUAAAAAAAAAAAAUUGUUCAAAAUAUUUUCAAACUAAGAAAAAAACAUACUUCGAUCAUCCCCGUGACUUGGAAUCUGGCCAGAGUACCCCCUCCCCCUCCCCUCCUCCCCUAUGCCGGGUCAAAAUACUAAGUUCCCCCGGCCCAAUGUCCCAUAGUCAAGGGAGUAUACUCUCUUGCUGUAGUAAAGAACUUGCAGAAUAAUACCAAUUCUCCGUGGCCAACGGAUUCAACGCUACAGUUUACUUUUGGUUUUGCUUGUUGAUUUUUUCGCUAUUUGCUCACGAUCAGGAGCCUAUAACCCCAACCACGACCAAAUUAUGAAACCUGUUAUUACCAGAAAAAAAAAACACAAAGAAACAGUCAGUCAGAUAGACAGUACAUAAUUAAAAAGACCUCGACUAAGAUUAAAAAAAAUCAAUACAUGACACUGUCGAAUGCGAAAACCCAGAAACCAUUUUGUGGAAAAAAGGUUCGCAUACAGCUAUCAGCUGCUUUUGUCCACAACUCGCCGGUAGAGGUGCGCGGAAACUAGUGAUUGUGAAAUGGCUUCAAACUAUGAUCCUAUACUGUUGGAAUAUUACUUAUCACAGAAAGCUACACCUGAUUUCUUCUAGCAGACCCAAUCCUCUUGGUUCGUGUGGACAAAGUAGCUCAUCCCGGCUAUUUGCACCAUGCUACCAUAGUCUCCCUAGAUUCCCAAGCCUCGCAAGCAGACCUUCCUGUCCCACGAACGUUGGGUAGGAUUGUAGGACGAGCCAAAAGAAAGUGAAGGCUAUAGGCUCUCGCGAUGAUGCAAGGAAGGUCGAGUAUUAUAUUCCCCUAUCCUGGUCGCCCAGGGUAAGUCUGCGGAGGAGAGUGACUGAGGGGCUGUAUGUUCGAAAAGUUGACUAACGCCCCCGGGACUAACGCUUUCACCCUGCUUCUUCUUAUUCGCUUGAUAGUGAUUUCCUGUUGUUAAACGUUUGAACAACAGGGCCCUAAGUAUUGUGUUUCGUCUUGCACUAAAAACCCAUAAACCUUAUAAAUUUCACUAUGGGACUUCAACACCUCCCUUGAAUGAUCCAUUUCGCUAAACGGGACCUCAAAACAACGAUUCUGUGUAUCCUAAGGGAGUGUAUACUAUACUUUCCUGGCUCUCGUCACUCACAGUGAGGUGAUGGUGGCUUACACAGUCCAACCUCCAUGUGCGACUGCCAAUCCAAAAGACCAAAUUUUCCCAGUCAAAGCCUUACAGUUGGAACUUCCAGUAAACGACCACCUUCUGUAAGUGACUGCGACCACUUUUUGGGCGUCACGGUUAAUUGUUUUCCAUAAGCGACCAGUUGACGCAUUCUCUGCUCUCUAUUUUUGCUGUGUGCACUAUGUUCCUUAGAAAAUAUGAAGACCUUUAGCGACAUCGUGGAACUACACAUAUCCUAACUUAGUAGAUGUAGCCAACAAAGUGAAGAUUAUGUUGUGAUUCUAGACUAUUCUAUAUCUCACUCACCUGAAUCCCUCUUUAAAUUGAGCAUGAUUUAAAAGCUGUAUUUGUCAAAAGAGGUAAAAGAUAAUAUUUUGCCAGGAAUUUGUUACACCGCCAUUUAAUAGAAUGUGCCUGGACCUCUUCUCGGAAUAGACCCCAUGUGGUCCGAUUCUUCUAAACGACCACCUCCCGUUAGGGACCACUAAGUCUUUGCAUUUUUGGUGGUCGCUUACUGGAGGUACGACUGUAUUACUUUGACCUAUCAGAGGCUUACCGAUAAUAAAGGGGAUCUGGAAGGGGGCAUGGAUGCGACAAUCACAUGCAGGUCGCUUACUUAAAAUAGUAGACAUCUAACUGACAAUCAAAGUUUGUGCUUAUUAUUGGGGUUAUCUGGUGUUUACUCACCUCCCAAGCUACCCUGGGCGAGCCAACUUUUCCUCCAUUUCCUUACAAAACUUGGUAAACCAUUUACAUGAGAAACAAAAGGUUGGUUCGGAUAGACGCCUUACUACCAGUAGUGGGCGGAGUUGAGGGCUUCCGGAAGUCAGCCCUCCACUGAGCCGGUAGUGGUGGCCUCACCCUUCCAGCCCGGCUAAUAUUUCUCCACUUUGGCUCGCCCAGCUACAAUCGGCGACAAAAUGAGUUGAGACACUUCGCCCAAAAGUAGGCUUUUUUACGUUUUAUGAACUUCAAAAGGAGGAAAUAUAGCUUUCCUCCCCCAUCCCCUCCGUACAAUGUUGUGCCCUUGUUCUAGCUACCUAUAGAAAACAACAAACACCCCAACUUUGAAUGGAGGGGACAGGGGAGGGUGCGGAUUCGUUUGUUCUCCGAAGUCACCCUAUUUGUCUCAACAAUUUUGUCGCCGAUUGUAGUUGGGACAACACGGUCAAGGCUAGACAAAGACAGCAUGCGCAAGCACUGUUGACUCGGACAAAGUGGUCAGUUUUUUCCUCAUAUAAACGCUCGCAAAAGUUGGCUCGGCUGGGAGGUUGACCUUCUCUCCGGCACAGCUUUUCUCCAUCCAUGGGUUCCAAACAGUCUUUUAGCAGUCACGUUUGAAAUUUAUAGGAAAAUGAUGUAGCACUUCAAAAAAUAAUAAUAAUAAAAAUACACUUUUUUCACAGCCUGUCAAUGCCUAGAAGGUGUCUAUAAAAGAAAUCAACUGCAGAACAGGAGUCAAUUUCAGUUUUUUGCGCUUUUCACGCUAGCACUGCGAAGCGGACUGGGGGCGCGAGACACGCGCGAUGCAUGGGGAACAAGUUCUGCAGGCUAUAAAAGAAAUUAAAAAAUAAAUAAAUAAAUAAAGCAGGCCUGAUUUUAUUUCGAUGAGUCUAUUUUUUGUCGAAAGCAAACGUGAAAAAUCGUAUUAAAAUUCGUGACAGUAUGCUAACGUGACUUGAGGGUGUGACCGAUUUCCGGUCACACGCCAAAGGUCAUACGAUCUUGUGUGAUGUUUAUUAUCAGCCGGCGAACGAUUGAAGUGAUGAAAGGUUUUCAAAAUCGAAGUCAUUAGUUUGCGAUGAAUUUUCAAUCUUUUGGCCUCCUGACUGAAGUAAAAACUCUUGCAACUCUUGCUUCUAAAGGACCGCAGUGACGUGUUGUGACUUUAUUUCGAUUCACGGCCGGAUUCUGGCGCAGUCGCUGAGCAAACGUGCGUUUGUCUUUUGGACCUUUUGGCUUAAAAUUAUGGAUUUUGUGACUCAAACCGACGCAACAGAAGUUGGAAAUAACUUUCCUUGCCGUAAAAACGUGUUACAAGCAAUGGUGAGUAAUCCUUUCAUGUAAAACCUUUCUUUUAGUUUGACAACCGUCCGCAAGCCGUCUAAUUUGCAUAAAUUUCCCAAUUCAAUUGCUCUCACCGCUUGCUUUGGUGUCAGGAUGAUAUUUGAUUUCCAGAGCUAAAACUUUCCAGUAAGUUAGUACAAAAGCCAAGGUUCCAUUUUAUAUUGAUUUUAUGAUCAAGCGGCAUAUACCAGAGGCCUUUUUUAAUAGUCAAAGUUGGCCUUCGUUUUCUAGCAUGUCUAACGUCACAAAUAUGACCUCUUUAGACUUGUCGAUUAUAAAAAUAUAAGACAUUGUUUUUCAAUUUUUCUUCUAAGGUUUUCAAGAGUAAGAACAAAAUAAUAAUUCGGUGAAGUUUCAGUGUCAGGGAAUGUUUCUUACGCGUUCACCCUUCUCUCGAAGUUGCCAUUGCAUCCUGCCGUGUUUUGUUCGAAAAACAGGAAUAAAAUCGAUUUUUUAAACUUUUUUUAAUUUCUCCUUUAAAAUGAAUCGUUUGAACCCAAAACUAUUUUUCCUUAAAUUAGGUCACUAAAAGGGAUGUUUUGGCAAAAUAAUAAAAAAUUCGCUUUUUUGACGAGUGUCUUGCGGUUCUCGAUUUUCUCAGAAAAUGGCUCAUAAGGUAGCAAGAAGGGUGUUAUAACCUCUCAAUGCAAAAAAAAAAAAUAAAAAAACACGUAAAAACGUAAUUACUGCACUUGUCUUGAGAUAACAGUUGAAUUUCUCUGUUUGAAUCCGAAUGUUUCCCAAUGUUCAUUGUUAGUGUUCAUUUCCGUACACUACCAUAUGCUGCUACCUGCAAUAUUUCUAUCUUAGGGUACGCAAAUGAACGAUCUAUUCAUUUACCAAAGCACGUUAGAAUAAUUGACACCGUAGUACCCUAUAGUAAACAGAGGAGAUUGUCAGAUAACUUGAAAGUUAAUCUAUUUUCUCUGGAUUCUCUAAGGCCCUGUUUACAAGGAGGGAGGGUAACCCUGGCUAGCACUCGCACAUUUCUUCUUUUUUUAGUUGUCGUGUUUACAAGGCAGGGAGGGUUACCCUAGCGAGAGGGUUACCCUACCUGCCUUGUAAACGUUCUGCUAGGAAUAACUCGCCUACCCGGGACAACUUUCCUCCGUCAAGAGUGACCAGUAAUUUUGACAAUUUGAACGGAGUUAUCCAAUUUCUGGUUAAAUUGUAAACAUCUGAGCACUAUAAGUUAUUUUCUGCAUACGAUGAUAAUAUUUACCCGUGUUGACCUUGGACGUUACAGAGAAUGUCACGCAUUAUGAAACAAGUCAGUAAAGUUGGUAAAGUUGACCCGGGUGAUAGGGUAACCCUACCUGUGAAAUUUGCUUGUAAACCAGACAAGGCUAACCGUUUACCCCGCUUGCUAGGGUAACCCUAGCGCAAGGGUAACCCUCUCUCCUUGUAAACAGGCCUUAAUAUUCUGUUUUCCCUUAAUUAGUUAUAUAAAGGAAACACAGACGAGAGCACAGUCGAAUAUCACACCUUGGAGACACCAAUCAAGGCGCGCUACAUUCGCUUCCGACCAAAGUCUUGGAAAAAAAAGAUAUGCAUGAGAGUGGAACUCUAUGGCAAUAUCGCAAAAGGUACUCCAGUUAAUUAUGUUUCACUGGCAAUUUUUUUCUUUGUAAACUAUAUGUAA